AUGGAGCAAGAUGAGAAUGGUCUGCAAAUGAUGGAGGGGCAAAAGAUGGGCUUACAAGGAGAAAUCAAUGGGCCAGAGGCUUAUGUUGCGCUUAAUACUAGGCCUACCUCACAAAUAGAUUCGCCCACAAUGAAGAGUCAAGUUGAAUUAGGCUCUCGUAAACUAGAUGGCCUAAUUAGCAGGAAAGGGAAACGCAUGUCUCACAUAGGCAAAAUGACACAGACUCAAACACUGGAUUCCAGCAGACAAAAAUUACCAGAAAACUAUUCCAACGCACAAACUUGGAUAAAAGCAGGUUACUGGUACUUCAAAAGCGAUCUCCCUAUUUCAGAUAUAAACUCUGCCCUCUUCACACACCUUCAUUUCGCUUUUGCUGGUCUAAAUUCUUUCUCCUAUGAGCUCUCCAUUUCUUCUGAUGAUGAGAAAUACUUCACCAGCUUCACGAACACCGUCAAACAAAAGAACCCUUCAAUCACGACUCUCCUCUCUAUUGGGGGCGGAAGCGCGGACUACACAGUCCUUUCAUUGAUGGCCAGCAACGCUUCCCAUAGAAAAUCUUUCAUCGAUUCUUCAAUAAAGAUGGCCAGGCUUUAUGGCUUCCAAGGCCUAGACUUUUGUUGGGUUUCAGCAAACACAAGCUCGGACAUGAUCAAUAUGGGAUUACUCUUCCAAGAGUGGCGAGCAGCAGUGAAUUCUGAGUCAGCAAAAAGCUCUGGCCUGACAGAACUGAUCUUGACUGCUGCGGUUGAAAUUUCACCAAAUUUGGAGAGUGCUUCUUUCCCAGUGGACUCCAUACGAGAUAACUUGAAUUGGGUAAAUGUCAUGGCUUACAACUUAUAUAUGCCUGAGUGGUACAACUUUACCGCUGCUCAAGGAGCCUUAUACGACCCUUCUGGCCAUGUUAGCGCUGAUGAUGGUAUUGGUGAAUGGAUUGGUGGCGGCUUGUCUGCUAGCAAGUUGGUUUUGAGUUUGCCUUUCUAUGGCUAUGCCUGGAACUUAGAGAAUGCCAACGACAAUGGCAUAGGUGCACCGGCUACAGGUCCAGCCAAUAUUGGAGAAGAUGGUUUCAUACCUUCAAGAAUAUCAAGAGUUAUAUUCAGCGAUAUGGGGCUACUCUUUGAUGAUGCUGAGGUGGUCAAAAGAAAGGUUGCUUAUGCCAAACAGAAGAAACUUCUUGGUUACUCUGUGUGGGAAGUCUCAUAUGAUGACAAUUGGGAGCUUUCUCUAGCAGGAAAGUUUCUUACAUCUAAAGAAUCAAAAUCCAAAAUAAAUCAUAUAGCAGCUGCUCCUAAUCUGCAAGUCUUUACUUUGGCUGAGAUUGAGGCAGCUACAGGUGAACUUUCAAUUGAAAAUAAACUUGGAGAGGGAGGUUAUGGUCCCGUUUACAAGGGUGAAUUACCAAAUGGACAAGAAAUAGCAGUGAAGCUCCUCUCAAAAACGUCUACACAAGGAUUUGAAGAAUUCAAGAAUGAGGUUGUACUUACCGCGAAACUACAACAUGUAAAUCUUGUUCGACUUUUGGGAUUCUGCACUGAAAGAAAUGAACAGAUGUUGAUCUACGAAUACAUGCCCAACAAAAGCUUGGACUUCUACCUCUUUGACCCCAGCAAAUCGUUUAUACUGGAUUGGAGAAGACGUAUUGGCAUCAUUGAAGGGAUAACCGGGCUUCUGUAUCUCCAAGAGUACUCAAGAAUGACAAUUAUUCACAGAGACAUAAAAGCUAGCAACAUUUUACUGGAUGAAGAGAUGAAGCCUAAGAUAUCAGAUUUUGGCAUGGCUAGAACUUUCUUGAAACAUGAACAUGAAGCAAAUACAGGCCGGAUUGUUGGAACAUAUGGUUAUGUUCCUCCAGAAUAUGUUAAAAAGGGUGUCUACUCCACCAAAUCUGAUGUUUAUAGUUUUGGAGUCUUGCUUCUACAAAUCAUUAGUGGAAAGAGAAAUGCCUAUUAUUAUGGUUUGGAUGAAAACCUAAACCUCCUAGAUUAUGCAUAUGAGCUGUGGAAUGAAGACAAAGGGAUGGAGCUUAUGGAUCCAGUUCUGGAUGAUACAAUUUCGUCUUUGAAAUUAAUUCGAUGCAUGCAAACUGCUCUAUUAUGCGUCCAGGAAACAGCAAAAGAUAGGCCAUCCAUGUUGGAAGUUUCAUCAAUGCUAAAAAAUGAAUCUGCAGCUCUAACAAUUCCCAAAAAGCCAGCUUUUUCAAGAAAAACAGAUGAAGAUCAGGAGGAAGAUCAUAAGCCCAUAUUGCAGCAAGAAAUUUGUUCUGAUAAUUUUGCUACAGUCUCAGAACUGGUAGCCAGAUGA
This is a messenger RNA of Juglans microcarpa x Juglans regia, 2301 nucleotides long. RefSeq lists its product as uncharacterized. Gene Ontology annotation, molecular function: protein kinase activity; chitin binding; ATP binding. The record is from RefSeq and is a predicted model, not a curated record. Gene Ontology annotation, biological process: protein phosphorylation; carbohydrate metabolic process. Lineage: Eukaryota; Viridiplantae; Streptophyta; Magnoliopsida; Fagales; Juglandaceae.